Messenger RNA from Caenorhabditis remanei, 2205 nucleotides. RefSeq lists its product as uncharacterized. NCBI's taxonomy places the organism in Eukaryota, Metazoa, Nematoda, Chromadorea, Rhabditida, Rhabditidae. The record is from RefSeq and is a predicted model, not a curated record. The transcript has 12 exons. The coding region runs from base 1 to 2205 and encodes 734 amino acids.
AUGGUUAUUCUGAAAACCUUCAAAUCCUCACUGUGUAUUGUUUCUGUUUUUCUGUUCGUCUUCUUCAUUGUUCUCAACGAUAAUUUAUUAAGCAAAAACUAUUCAAACAGUUUGAAAAAUAUGCUUCAACUAGGAGCAUCAGAACGCAAUGUGGAUGAUUUGUUUCCUAUUAAAUUUUACCAUAUUGCAUUUGUAGACUACAGAACCAACACCCCACGUCUCCGAAUUUUUUCAAUUAGUGGUUGUCUUGGAAACAGUAAAUAUUUGAAUGUAGAUAUUUAUCAGAAAGGAGUGAGGACACCCACCCGAAUGAAAGUAUAUGGACGUCCCCUGGAAGGACAUUGUCCAUCUGCUUAUUGGCUGGCAACACCAUGUUUUUUCUCCGCACACACUUUUGAAGCAAAUCUGUCUGUAACUGGUGGAUUGACAAAAGUGGUGAUUGAACUGGGACUCCGACAAGUUGAGCUAUCAGUUCAAGAAAUACAUAAUCCUGUUCAAAUAGGAAUCACAAUGUGUGUUCAACCAGUGUAUUACUAUACUCAAUGGCAGAAUAUUGUACUGUAUAUUGAAGCAUGGAGAGCCCAAGGAGCAACUCGUUUCAUCGUUUUCUAUCAUUCAUCUACAAAAGAUACACGAAAAGUUCUUGAUUACUAUGAGGAUUUGGGUAUUAUUGAAUUAAGACCUUGGCCAAGUUUCGGAAAUCUUCCGAAUGAUAUAGCAGAAAAAUAUCCAAACAUUGAUAAUAGCGCAUAUAUAUUCGCUUAUUUUCUUGCUUUAAAUAUAUGCAUUCUUGAAGUCAAAACAACAAUAGGAGCAGUCAUCGACUUUGAUGAAAUUGCGGUACCUCGAAACGGGACGACGUUAGAUUAUGCAACAAAAGAAAUGACUGGGACUAAUGUUGGGGCUCUUAUUUUUGAGAACAACUAUGUUUCUAUGAAUCCAAGUAUUUAUACUUCUGAUUUCUCAGGAGUUUCUUCGCCUACGUUUUAUUCUAAAAUCGGUCCACAGAAAUUUAUCUUCAAUGCAUCAGUGAUUGAGUUGUGUCAAGUUCAUCAUGUUGAAAGUUUCAUAGACAAAUCAAAGAUCAGUAAAAGAUCAGGUGGAGCACUUCUUCAUUUAAGAUUCAACGUCCAAACCAUCUUCGGUAUCACUCCACCAUCUGGGUCUUUCAAAUAUUUAGAUAUUUCUAAUCAGUGUGAUGUGAGAGUAUCAACUAACCCACCACGUCUCCGAAUUUUUUCUUUGAAUGGAUGCCUUGGAAACAAUAAGUUUCUUAAUGUUGAUUUAUAUUACAAAGAUAAAAUAUCUCCAACAAGAAUGAAAAUUUACGGAAUCACACUAGAGGAAAACUGUCCAGCUGAUUGGGCACCUACAAAAUUAUGCUUCUAUUCUCCACACACUUUUGUAUCAAAUCUAUUAGUGACAGAAGGAUUGACGAAGGUUGUGAUUGAACUGGGACUCCGGAAAGUUGAUCUAUUGAUCCGAGAAAUACAUAAACCUGUUCAACAUGGACUCACAAUGUGUGUUCAACCAGUCUAUUACUAUACUCAAUGGCAGAAUAUUGUGUUGUAUAUCGAAGCAUGGAGAGCUCAAGGAGCAACUCGUUUCAUUGUUUUCUAUCAUUCAUCUACAAAAGAUACACGAAAACUUCUUGAUUACUAUCAGAAAUUGGGUGUUAUUGAAUUAAGAUCCUGGCCAAGUUUCGGAAAUCUUCAUAAAGAUAUUGUGGAUAAGAAGCCAAACAUUGAUAACAAUACCUUCCUGUUUUCGUAUUUCCUGGCGUUGAACAUAUGCGUUCUCGACAUCAAAACAACAUUUGGAACAGUUGCUGAUUUCGACGAAGUUAUAGUUCCCAUAAAUGGUACAAUGUUGGAUUACGCAACAAAAGAAAUGACUGGAACUGAUGUUGGAGCUCUUUUGUUUGAAUCUAACUACGUUGCGAUGAAUCCAAGUAUUUAUACUUCUGACUUUUCUGGAGUAUCAUCUCCAAGUUUUUAUAGGAAAGGUCUAAAUAAAAUUCAAACAAUUUUUGGAAGUUCUCCUCCACCAGUUCCUAUGGAGUCUUUGAAUGUUUUUGUUGAGUGUGGACUAAGACAGUUUAAACAAGGCAUAUGUCACGGUGCUAGCUGCAAACCAGAAAUGGAUGCAGUCCACGAAUGGGUUUAUGAUAAAACGGAAGGAUUAUUUUUGGCAGGAGAAUACUAA